Molecule: messenger RNA, 345 nt
Organism: Mucor velutinosus
Lineage: Eukaryota; Fungi; Mucoromycota; Mucoromycetes; Mucorales; Mucoraceae
Exons: 2
Coding region: 1-345 (114 amino acids)
Source: RefSeq, a predicted model, not a curated record
AUGUUGGCAGUGUUAAGACGACACAGGGGCCACAUCAAUGACGAUACCUUCCACGCUUGGGUACUUGUAGACGAGGUACUCAAGAGAUCUGCCAACGCGCUCAUUGAUAAUGUGAUUAAAGUGUCGAGCAACACGUCCAAAGUCACUAUUUGCACAUGCUUACAUUCCUUCAGCACGGUGUCUACUUCAGCAGUCUGUCCAAGUCUUGAGCCAAAGCAGAAUUCCUCGGAGAUGUUCAAACUCGCUCAAUCGACUGACAAAGGUCCCCAGAAGGUCGCCUCUGCCUCGUCGCCCCAGUCGAAAACUAACCUGCAUUGGGCUAAAUCAACCAAGGAUUCGACAUGA